GCCCCGCCAAAUAAAUAAUUUAAAUUACAGCCACCCAAAGUUUUCGGUAAUUGAUUAGAGAAACUCUUCUAAUUUUUCAUGGCGACCCCGGGUGGACUGUAAAGUGAAUUAUAGGCAACAACAAUAAGUGACAGUGACACAAGAAAUUGCAGUAUACAUAUGCAAACAUAUUCGUUGCCCGCGUCGUGUGUGUGUGCAAUCGGCAAUCAAUUUGUAAAAUAUCGUCGCGUCGGUCGCGCCAACAAUAAUUUUUGUGCAAAUUCUGCUACCGCCGAGGGAUGCCCUGCGAUAAAGACAGGAAAGUAGCAGUUGGAUUCAAAGAUCCAAAAGAGGAAUCAGAGGUUCGUCGGGCGCCGAGGACAUCCCCAAGUCGUUCAUUGCGACAACGGGACGAACUUCGUCGGAGCGAGCCGCCAUCUCAGCGCUCUGCGGAUCAGGAUCAAGGAGCAAGGAGACGCAAUUCGCGACUUCGCGUCAAAGAACGGAUGCGAAUUUGCGUUCAUACCGCCGCGAGCUCCUCACAUGGGAGGGCUAUGGGAGGCAGGUGUAAAAACUGCCAAGAGCCUACUCCUACGGGCGGUAGGCAACGCGCUCCUAACCGCCGAAGAGCUCGCCACAGUCCUCGUCGGCAUCGAGGCCAUAAUGAACUCGAGGCCGCUGGGAGCCAUCAGCCAAGAUCCAAGCGACGGCGAGGCCCUAACACCCGGGCACCUGCCCGAUGGUCCCGCGAAUAUGUCCUGGGGCUGCAAAUUCGGGGCAAAUGGCACCAGCAGCAACCGAACCUCGAGGAAGGAGACCUCGUCAUCGUGGCCGAGGACAAUCUGCCGCCUCAGGAGUGGCUCGUGGGGAGGGUCAUCGCCACGCACGCAGGAGAGGACGGCAUGGUCAGGGUCGUCGAAAUAAGGACUAGCACUGGAGCGCUUUUUCGGCGGCCCAUACACAAAUUAGCGCCGCUCCCAAUGUGUGGAAGCCGAUGCAGGCGUUCAACGGGGCCGGUGUUGCGUGACCUUCCAUCCAUGGCCACAAUUAUUAGUUAUUGAU
Messenger RNA from Drosophila miranda, 1041 nucleotides. RefSeq lists its product as uncharacterized. The transcript is spliced from 2 exons. Lineage: Eukaryota; Metazoa; Arthropoda; Insecta; Diptera; Drosophilidae. The record is from RefSeq and is a predicted model, not a curated record. The coding region runs from base 279 to 1040 and encodes 253 amino acids.